GUCGGCUGCGGAAGCGGCGUGGCCAAGUGCGGAAGGGGUGGGGUCGGUGCUGCGGCGGCGGAAGUUUGCAAGGUGAAUAUUGGUUCUGCCUGCAAAUCUUCAGGAGACAGCAGAAGAGCUUAAUCUUUUUCAGAAUGACUUCCUUUGUUGACGUGCCCCUGAAUUAUGAAAAGAUGUUUGCUCAUCGAUUCACAUCAGAUGAUAAAGAAUACCAAGAAUAUCUGAAACGCCCUGCAGAUCCCCCUCCUAUAGUUGAAGAAUGGAGAAAUAGAUCUGGUGGCAACCAGAGAAACAGAGAUCGGUUUCAAGAUGGCAGGUAUUUUAGAGGGGACAGAUACAACUGGCAAGGUGACUAUAGAUCUAAUCAGAGGCCGGAAAGAAGCUGGGGUAAUAACUACCAGCAGCACAGACAAGGACAAUCCUACUCCCACUAUGGACAGUAUGGCUAUAACUCCUACAACCCAGGGCCUCGUUACCAUUCCUACUGAUGAUACGUGUGGUUUGAAAGCCCAGUAAUGCUGUGUAAGAAGUUCAGUUAGAUUUUUGUUUUUUUAUUUUUCCAGUUUUAUAGAUCACUGAAGACUUAGUAUUAUAGUCCAUUGCUGUUUAUCUGUAGUGUGAAUUGAAAAAGAGGAUACCUUUCAUGAAUAAUAAAAGCAUAAAAAAUUAUACUGAGUCUGUUUAGAGUCUAAAUCUUAGAUUAAAUUUCUAUCACAUAUUCUUUUGUCUGAAUACAUACUAGUACACUUCUUUCAUCACUGAGAUUUCUCUCUUAUAUUUUUAGAACACACAACAGGUAAGGAGAAAAUAUCUGUUGUUGGUGUGCAGCCUGUAGUGUGGCACGUUGCCUUAGGACAGUUCUUUUUAAAAGCAAUAUACUCUGUCAUUCUUUGGAGAGAAUUUCUUAGUUUGGCUUUUGAUAGGGAGAAAAGCUCAGUUUGGUUUGAAUUUCAGAUGCCUUAAAACUAAGAAGAGAGAUGCUAUGACAAGAAAUAUUUUAUGGGCUCAGCAUUGUGUCUGUUGUCUCAAUGGCUUCAAUUUAUUUGCAGUACUCCUCUUAAAACAUGACCUAAAAGUUGGAAUAAAAAUUAAGUAGUUUAAGUAUGUAUCUUCUUAUUGUAGUAGUUCAGCAAUAUACAAGUUUUACCUGAGAAGUAAUAUCAGGCUUAAAUUAAUUUGUAUCAUUUUAAAAUAAAUUUGGUAUGUGCAUCCCAAAGUUUGGAAUUCCCAUAUCAGUAAAGCUGUAAAAUUUUGACCAUCACUGUAAUUAGUUUGUGUUAAUACUUUGUGCAUGUUCUAGAAGAAAGAUCAGUACUGUUCUGUACCCCUUUUUUGCAUGAGAAAAUAGCAUAAGUAGUGCAGAGUGCUAUUCAGUUUUAGCAUUUAAGUUCUGUGGUUCUUUUAAGUAUUCACAAAAUAAAAGUAUCGUUCACGUGUAAGGAUGUUUCUGAAUAUUUCUCUAAUCUGCUCAUGAAACAUUCAGAAUUGCAACGCUCGCCUAAGUGCACGAGCAGCAGCACUAGUGGGUAAGCAUUAAUACUGGACAGAUGCUGGUUUAGGUUAGAAGAAUGGCCUACUCAGCUGCAAGCAAGAGGAUGAGACACUGCGAUUAAUUGGAUGUCUGGAGUGUUAAUCCACUAUCUUACACUCCACUAUAAUAAGGUCAAAGUUCUCUAUUUCACCAUUUAAGUGAUAAGCUAAUUUGUACCGAGAGAGCAGUGCAUUUCUUAGUACUUGACAUUUUCUUCAGCUGUUGUACAGAAACACAUGACCAUCCACGCUAACUGCUGUAGAAGUCUUGACAUUAGGUGAUAAAGAGUGCAAAUUAGUGCAUCUUGAUUUAAAAACAAAGAAGUGAAAAGCACAGCUUCCCAGCUGAUAAGAUGCUUUUAAGAGCUGAAGAGUAUGUUUACAGUUGCUCCUAGAAGCACACACUGUAUCUAGCUUCUCCAUAGCUUGUGAUACAAAAGCCAUGACCUAAGGGUCCGCAUCCACCUGCCAGGUAUUUGUUUUCUGCCUUUCAUGUAAUAGCGUUAACUGUAAUAGAGUUUUUUUUAUAUCCUUCUCCCUUAAGUAUUUGCCUUUAAUUCAGUUGUCCAACUUCAGAAAUCUUUCAGUGAGAGGUUUGUUUUUCUUUAAGGAAUUCUCUUCGAUUAAAUGCACCCUCCUAACCCUCAUUAAUCUGGAGGAGCCGUUUAUUACACUGGGGGAUAAAAGAUCAUGCAAAGUUCCUACCUGUGUACUACAGAGAGCCUGCAAGUUGGGAUGGUGGAAUUCCCUUUCAAUGUGGUAUGACAUGCAAAGUGCCAGAUAACCCAGACUCCCACCGCAGGAACGGAGCACAUCUCUUUCCGCGAAGAGCCUGACGCUGCCAGUUAUGCCACGGAAGUCAGGCUGUGCCAGGAUGUUGUUCUUCCUUACCAUCUGGAGUAGCAGCUCUGGGUGAAAUAAAACCUGGCGAAAGGAACGGAUUCUAUCUCAUCUGUUGCCUUUCAUCAAGUCCAAUAACUACUUUAUUUUUAGUGUCUUGCAACUAGUGAAUAAAGAAUAAAACAUUGUGAGGAAGUAGAAGCCGAUAGAUUAGGAUGGUUUAGGUGGAAGUUAUGACUUCGAAUCACACAUUUCAUGAUCUCGGAUCACUCUGAGUUUCUUGACUGUGAGACCAGGAGGGACACAGGCCAGUGCAUCUUCCCGGUUUCUGUCUUUAUGUUCUUGACUUCAUCUGCCUCACCAUCAGAGCUCUCAAUUCAACUUUAAGUGCCUGUACAAAAGCAAAACCAAAACU
Molecule: messenger RNA, 2785 nt
Organism: Cuculus canorus (common cuckoo)
Lineage: Eukaryota; Metazoa; Chordata; Aves; Cuculiformes; Cuculidae
Gene: RAMAC
Product: RNA guanine-7 methyltransferase activating subunit
Exons: 4
Coding region: 135-488 (117 amino acids)
Biological process (GO): RNA 5'-cap (guanine-N7)-methylation
Molecular function (GO): RNA binding
Source: RefSeq, a predicted model, not a curated record